AUGGGCAUGCCCAGAGGCCUUCUCUCUGCCUGGUGCCAGAGAUUCAACAACUAUGAAGCGCCACUCGACCUCCUCGGCCCUCACAAUGCCACCGAGACCCUAGACGCCUGGACCGUAUCUGGUGUGGUCAGGGUCUUGGUGGGCGAGGACCGAACGGUGUUCCCGCCCCGUCUCCGUCUCCGGAUUGUGGAGCACGAAGACUGGCGCCUGUGGUCCGUGCAGACAAAACGGUACAACUGGCACGUCGCUGACGCUGGCCCGCCGCCGCCGUUCAUCACCCAGACCCUUGCCGCCGAGAUUUACACGGGCGCGUUGGAGCACAUCCAUUACCGAGUCACGGACGCCACUCGGCAGCAGAUCUCGCUCCUUCCCAGCAACGAGAUCCUCGACCUUCCGUUGGACGGUGACGCUGUCUUUCACUGCGACUACUCUUUUCUUGGAGAUCCGUACGACAUCGCACCCGUGCGCAGCUUUGCCGAGCUCGAAGAGAGUGAGGAAGACGAGGACGACGAGCCAGAGGCCGACGCCGACGCCGACGACUUCGAGAACGAGAGCUCUGACACCAAGAAGGACGAGAGCCAGGCCCGGUUCAGCGAGGGAAAGGGCGAUUACGACAGCGACUACGACAUUGGCGACGCUGACGAGAGCGACCUCGACGAGAGCGGCAGUGUCUACGGAGGCGAGGACAGCGCUGUCGAUCACGAGAGCUGCCACGGCGACCACAACGACGCAGAGCCUUGCACCGACUCCUCUGAGGAUCUCAUCGAGUUCUCGAGCAGCAGCAACAGCUCCGACGACGACCCGUUCUACCUCGAGCGCCGCUACGCGACCGUCCUGAUGGCUCCUUCCGGCCCCAAGGCCCAGCAGCAAGCUGCGGCUUCGAACAAUGCUUCCACAAACAGCUCGACUCCGGCCCCUGCCGCAGAGCCCCAGGUUCCCAAGGGACCUCACCCUGGCCACAUGCAGGUGUCUUGCCAGUACACCAGCGAGCAGCGCUUGCGCCGCAUGCUGAGAGACAACAAGAGCGAUCCAGCUAGGGAGGACAGCUACCGUCUCCAAGGAGUGCAGUUGAUCGAUAACGUCCGCAACGUGCUCCAUGUACCGGUCAAGACGUUCGAUACCGCCUGCGUGUACUAUCACUGGUUCCGCCUGUCGUUCCGCGACGCCGAGUACAACUAUCAGGAUGCCGCUAUGGCCUCGCUCUUCCUCGCUUGCAAGGUUGAGGACACCAUCAAGAAGUCCAAGGAGAUUCUGUGCGCUGCGUACAACAUUAAGAAUCCGGAUCAUCCUACAACUCAAGAUGACAAGAUGUUCGAGCAACCUUCCAAGAUCGUCAUCGGCCUAGAGCGCCUGAUUCUCGAGACCGUCGGAUUCGACUUUCGUUGCCGCUACCCGCAAGCCUCUCUUCAAAAGGUCACCAAGCAGAUCAUGGGUGCUGAUGCCAAAGAAAUCUUCGCUAUUGCUAUGGAAAUGAGCAUCGACCUCUACAAGACCUUUGCUCCUAUCAAGCAGCCUUCCUUCGCGAUGGCCCUCGCCCUGCUCGAGCUCACCGCUCGCCUUCUUGGCACUGGCGUCGACAAAAUCGAGAAGGUCGACCUCUCCGUCUACCAUACCACCCGUCAGAACAUCGUCGAGACCAUGCUCGACCUCCUGGACCUCUACACCCAGCACCUCAAGUCCACGAAGCUCGGCAACCGCUUCGACCUGAACAAGUUCAUCGAGGUCAAGAUCAUCAUUAACAGUGAGGUCGACAACGAUGACAAACUCGUUCGGUACGCGCACUGGUGCAAUAACUGCGACGGCGGCGAGGACGAGAACCUAUCCAACGGCGUCUCCGUCCUCAAGAACAUCAGCUUCUUUGGUAGCAACUCCGCUAAGCGCAAUGGUCGCAAUCAGGACGGCACCAUGCGCUUCGUCUUCGACCCGGAGCAGGCGCGCUGCGAGCGCCGCGAGGUCGAGCCCUACUUCAAGGACGAGUAUGAGGAUUACGAGGUCGAGGUCGAGGUGCCCAUGGAGCCUGAGGGCAAGAACCACAACCACCGCGACAUGAAGCGUGAUGGAGGCUGGGGCGGUGGUCGUCGCAAUCACCACCACGAUCGUCGCAAGGGCCGUGGAUACUACUGA
This is a messenger RNA of Colletotrichum gloeosporioides, 2124 nucleotides long. Its product is annotated as CTD kinase subunit beta. The record is from RefSeq and is a predicted model, not a curated record. NCBI's taxonomy places the organism in Eukaryota, Fungi, Ascomycota, Sordariomycetes, Glomerellales, Glomerellaceae. Gene Ontology annotation, molecular function: cyclin-dependent protein serine/threonine kinase activator activity. The transcript is spliced from 4 exons. The coding region runs from base 1 to 2124 and encodes 707 amino acids. Gene Ontology annotation, biological process: regulation of transcription by RNA polymerase II; positive regulation of DNA-templated transcription, elongation. Gene Ontology annotation, cellular component: cyclin/CDK positive transcription elongation factor complex; nucleus.